Eutrema salsugineum is the source of this 1626-nucleotide messenger RNA. RefSeq names its product transcription factor KUA1. The record is from RefSeq and is a predicted model, not a curated record. Lineage: Eukaryota; Viridiplantae; Streptophyta; Magnoliopsida; Brassicales; Brassicaceae. Gene Ontology annotation, molecular function: DNA binding; zinc ion binding. The transcript is spliced from 3 exons. Gene Ontology annotation, biological process: response to ethylene; response to auxin; response to gibberellin. The coding region runs from base 181 to 1284 and encodes 367 amino acids.
UUUUGUAAUAAUUCCGACCAGAUAAACCGAUAUUAUUGUCUUUCUUCCGCUCCUUGUCUCUCUCUCUCUCUCAAUUAGAUUCUGUGCUUGUGCGAUCAGCUAAGAUCCGAUCCGCGACGAAGAAACACGUUUCAGCUCUGAUCAGAUCCGAUUAAGGGAUAAGAAAACCGGGUUCGGGUCAUGACGCGUCGAUGCUCUCACUGCAAUCACAAUGGCCACAACUCUCGGACAUGUCCCAAUCGUGGGGUGAAGCUUUUUGGCGUUAGGCUCACCGAAGGUUCGAUCCGGAAAAGUGCUAGUAUGGGUAAUCUUAGCCAUUACACGGGCUCUGGAUCGGGUGGGCAUGGAGGAAACGGGUCGAAUACUCCUGGUUCUCCCGGUGAUAACCCUGACCAUGUCGCUGGCGAUGGUUACGCUUCUGAGGAUUUCGUUGCUGGCUCUUCCUCUAGCCGCGAGAGAAAGAAAGGAACUCCAUGGACAGAGGAAGAACACAGGAUGUUCUUAUUAGGUUUACAGAAGCUGGGAAAAGGAGAUUGGCGAGGUAUCUCUAGAAACUAUGUGACUACAAGGACACCAACACAAGUUGCUAGCCAUGCUCAAAAGUACUUCAUUAGGCAAUCCAAUGUGUCUCGUCGCAAAAGACGUUCUAGUCUCUUUGAUAUGGUUCCUGAUGAGGCAGGAGAUAUUCCAAUGGAUUUGCAAGAACCAGAAGUAGAGAACAUUCCCGGGGAAACAGAAAUGCAGAGUGCUGAUUCUGUUCAUCAGACACUUGCUCCUAACUCCCUUCAAGCACCAUCGAUCUUGGAAAUCGAAGAAUGUGAAUCCAUGGACUCAACAAACUCUACCAUCGGCGAACCAACCGCAACCGCAACCGCUGCUGCUGCUUCUUCUUCUUCUUCCAUACUAGAAGAAACCAGACAACUGCAAUCACAACCGCAACCGCAACUUCCAGGCUCAUUCCCCAUUCUAUAUCCAGCCUACUUCUCACCGUAUUACCCGUUUCCAUUCCCGAUAUGGCCUGCUGGUUACGUUCCUGAACCAACCAAGAAAGAGGAAACACAUGAGAUUCUCCGACCAACUGCUGUUCACUCAAAAGCUCCUAUCAAUGUUGAUGAGCUUCUCGGUAUGUCUAAGCUCAGCCUUGGAGAGACCAACAAGAAUGGAGAAUCCGAUCAGUCUCUUUCGCUGAAGCUCGGUGGAGGUUCGUCUACAAGACAAUCAGCAUUUCAUCCGAACCCUAGCUCUGAUAGUUCAGACAUCAACAGCGUGAUACAUGCACUCUAAGGAUUUGCGGAAGUGACUGUCCAAAGUGGAAAUUUGCAGGCAAAUCUCUUGUGUUCGGGUUUGGGGGUUUACAGGUUAGUUCUUGGUUACAGUAACUUAAAUAAGAUUUGCUUUGUUAGGUUUGUUUAACUGCUUAGGGUCUUUUAGUUCAGCUUUGAUUAUUAGGGAGAAAAAGAAAAAGAAAAGAAAAAUGGAAAAAUCAAAACAUUUUUUUUCUUACAAUUUUCUUUGCAAUGUAUGCUUUUAUUUUGGCUUUAGGAUGCGUUAAUUCUCUCGUUUAUUUGUGUACUAAUUAGCUCUGAAUAAAUAAAAGUCAGUUGUUUAUCGUCUGACCAAACUAUA